This is a messenger RNA of Paramuricea clavata, 10613 nucleotides long. The record is from the annotation of a GenBank genome assembly. NCBI's taxonomy places the organism in Eukaryota, Metazoa, Cnidaria, Anthozoa, Malacalcyonacea, Plexauridae.
AUGAAUUAUGAACCAUUUAGAGUUGGAGUUCAUAAUUUUGUCAAGGACGCCUACAAAGAACGAAUCAAAUUAAGGUAGUUGUGAUCGUCUCUCUAACACAGCCGAAUUAUAAAGAACUUCGAGAAAUUCGCAGGAUAAGUUGUAAUUUAUCGGGUGGUUAUAGAAAUGAUAAUCGCGUUAUGUAAAAACACAGAAAGAUUUAAAACGUCCUCUACGACCACAACUCAAGAAAUUUGAGACAAAGUCGUGAGGCAGCAGUUACUUCCUGUUAUUUUCAGUAUCAAGAAGUUGCUCUGAUGACUCUGACGUUUCAUUUAUUUUCCUAUAAAAACAUUCCCCAUCUUUUUGAAAAUCAGGGGCGUAGGCAUCCCUAAACAAGUGUGGGUGGGGGUUCAAUCAUUGAAUACAUACUAGGAGAUCCGAAGCAUGGUUUCCCGGAAAAUGUUUCUAUUUUUAGUGUCUGCGAAACGCUAUUUCAUGCAUUUUAAACACGUUUUAUGAAAAUCUGAAAGCCACAGAUUUGGUAUAUUCUUAUAACAUUGAUGAAAGCAUUAAAAGGUUACCCCCCAGUCUCUCAUCAGUUUUGGAAGAAUUACAAAAUUGGUCCGGACGAAAGGUGGGGGGACCGGAUACCCCAUCACUUCGUGGAUACAUGUGUGCUUCCCCUAGCAGAAGUAUAAAUAUUGGUGUCGCUAUUUUAAGUUAUUCUAUAAGGCAAACGGCGAGUUAUUUUGAUCCAUCAAAUAUCCGGCAAUACCGUUGCAAUACCAGAGAACAUAAGUGGGAGGGGAGGGGAAUUUGGGGUAUACACCCCUAUUCCUUCUAAACUCACAUGCAAAAAUAGUUAACUUUUUCUUUCUUAAUCCCAGCGACAAAGGAAAUAUCGAUACUGCUGUCGAAUACGUAGACCUUUCCGACGAACGACCACGAUCUCGCUUCGGAGCUAGACUUUUACAUCAUUUGGCAUGGUUACAAAAAUUCUUCCUUGUGCUCCUCGAAAAGAGCUUGGAAAAAUAUGCGCUAUCCAUUUCACGACGGCCAUUUCAUGUGAUAUUCGUCUCCCUUUUUCUCGCCAUUGUCUUAACCUGUGGAUUUGUGAAGUUGGAGGUCGAGAAAAAUGUGAAAUACUUGUUUCUACCUGAAGACAGCGAGGCAUCACAGGAUAUACAAAAAGCAAGAAAUUUUGGUUUUGAACUUGAAUUUCGACAAGAAGAGGUUAUCUUUUUGUCAAAAUAUAACAAGUCUGUUCUGUCACAAGAGUGUGUGGCGGAAAUGAUUGAUUUGCAUAAGAUUAUCACUCAGAUAAAGCUUUACGACGAAUACUGCUUUAAACCAAACCAAAAUAGCGGAUGUGCCUCAAUAAAUUUGUUAGAAAUUUUCGGUUACCAAAAGAAACACUUGGUCAAUAUUUCACGGCGCAUUGAAACAAUACUCCAGACUGAUUCUUUUCUUAUGUCAAAUGGAAGACGACUUCAAGAUAAUUUCGACCAAAUCUUUGCGAAAUCUGUCUCCAAUGGUUCACUUGGUCACGCAAGCGCUCUAAGAAUUGUUUAUUUUAUGAAAGAAUAUCCGAGGGGAAAAGAGGGUAGAGAAGGCAUUUUAGAAUGGGAAAAUAUAUUUUUGAAUGAAGUAUCAUCUUUCACAGAAAGUACUACAUGUGCAAACAUUGUAUACGUGGCAGAACGGAGCCUGGACAAUUCAGUGUCAGAAACUACUGGAUCUGAUAUUAAGUUCUUUGCACUGACAUUUGCAAUUAUGGUGGUAUUCAGUGGUAUCGUAAACGGAAGAUGCGCAGAUGUUCGCUUUGGACACCAACUUUUAGGACUUGGUUCCCUGUUAUCCAUUUAUUUGGGUAUCACAGCCGCAUUCGGUUUUUUAAUGUACCUCGGUGUGCCCGUUGUCAGUAUGGUAGGUGUUCUGCCAUUUUUGGUCGUCAGUAUUGGUAUAAAUGAUGCUUUUAUUAUUUUACAAGAGCUGAACCAAAUGGUCGAUCAGAAUAUCCCUGCUAUGCAUAUGCUUAGUGGCACAAUGGCUAGAAGUGGACCAAAUACUAUCGUGACGACACUAACUAACCUCGUAGUAUUUGCCGUUAGCCGUCGUUCUAUCUUUCCCGCAAUUCGUUUGUUCUGCACAUACGCAGCGCUGACAAUUUGGUCUACAUUUUUUAUGCUGGUGACAUUUUUUGUUGGUUGCAUGUGGUUUGAUAUCAAACGAAUCACCGUUCAUGCUCGAGAUUUCUUACCUUGUUUAAUGACUUACCCUCCUACCGAAGACCGUACUGGUAUUCGGACUAAUAGAUUUGACAACAUAAUGAGAGCUUGGGGGAAGGUAAUAACUUCCUCUCCAGGGAAAGUUAUGGUCUGUCUGUGUUCCCUACUUCUCUUGUCCGGUGGUAUUUACGGCGCUCUCAAUAUAGACACAAGUUUCAACAAGCAAUUGUUAACAUCUGAAGAUUCAGACUACCAAAAAUUUAUGAGAGUUUCCGAAGAAAACUUUCAUCUUAAUAUCGAAGUAAAUAUCAUCUUCCCUGGACAUAUGGAUAUCUCAAGUCAGGAAAUUCAGAAAAUGUACAUUAUUGUUGAGAAUCUUGCUAAAAACAAUGCUCAUUUUAUAUCAGGAAGCAUAUCUUGGUUGUCCGAAUAUCUGUUGUGGGCAAAGAAGGAGAACAUUGAUAUAAAUGAUACCAGAAUCUUCCACAAAACAUUGUUAGAUUUUAUUUCAUUGCCAAAAUAUGGAAGAUUUGCUCAAGAUUUAAUAUUUUCUGAGAAUAAAACAAAUUUGAAAGCUUCAAAGGUUUUGGUAUAUUCCAAGAGUAGCCCCGACUCGAUCAUUCAAAGCAACAUGAUGGUCAGUAUAAGAGGAGAUCUGUCUCGUUCUACGUCUUCCACGGAUGUCGAUGCAUUUGCUGUUGCCCUACCUUUUAUCUACUUUGAACAGUAUACUCAUGUUCUUAACGAAACUAUCAGAAACUUAAUUGUUGCUGGAAUUUUAAUUCUUCUGAUAUCAUCCAUUUUCCUAAAUAAUUUUGUAAUAAUAAUUUGUCUACUGUGUGGAUUUCUCGCUCUUGUACUUGAAUUACUCGGACUGAUGUACUUAUGGAAUGUCUCAGUGAACUCACUUUCUAUGAUAUAUCUUGUUAUGGCUCUGGUAUUUUUUGCGGAUUACAACGGGCAUGUUGCUUAUCAUUUUGUUUCAUCCAAGGCGACGUCUACUGAGCUUCGAGUCAUUGAUGCCCUAGGCAAAUUUGGCGGUAGAGUUUUUCUCGCGGGGUUAAGUACUUUCCUUGGAAUAAUGCCAACAGGAUUUCCUACUUCUACAAUAUUCCAAUCAUUUUUUAAGGUGUUUGUUGGUAUAGUAGUUCUUGGUCUGCUUCAUGGAUUGGCUAUAUUACCUGUGUACCUAACACUUUUAGGAAAGAUAUUUGACUUCCGUGAAAUGAACAUUGACUCAAUUAUAAUAAAAUGGUUCAAGCAUGCAAGAAAACAGAAAUCCCACAAAACUAAAAACCCAAACUCAUCUGAACAUGUCGCAAAAGCUAAAAAUUCCAUUCCUGUAGCUAUAAUUGGAAUCGGCUGUCGUUUUCCUGCUGGAGCGAAUUCGAAAGAUGAAUUUUGGGAUAUGUUAGUGGACGGUCGAUGUGGUAUUGGCUCUUAUCCCACAAACAGACCAAACUCAAGAGAGUUUAUUGAUUGCUUCAAUUUAGGAAAGGAGACACCAGGAAAACAUUACGUGCUUAAAGGAGGUUUUCUUGAAAACAUUACUGGAUUUGAUGCUCCUUUUUUCGGCAUUUCCCCAACAGAAUGUCGCUCAAUGGAUCCACAACAACGCAUUUUACUUCAAGUUGUUUACGAAGCAAUUGAAGAUGCUGGAAUACGGCUUGACGAUCUACAGCAAUGUCGUACUGGGGUUUAUGUUGGAUUAAUGAACUUGGAAUAUAGUUCACUUGUUUUAGAUUCGUCCAAUAUUCGAAAAAUUGAUCAGUUUUCCUCCACUGGAUGUGCAAUGUCCGUUCUCGCCAACCGCAUUUCUUUUUCAUUAAAUUUAACCGGUCCCAGUCUGACUCUAGACACAGCGUGUUCAUCAUCCUUAGUGGCCUUUGACGUUGCCUUUGGACAUCUACAAACCGGUGAAUGUGACGUGGCCAUUGUGUGUGCAGCAAAUAUUCUUCUGAUGGGUAACAAGUUCCACACAGCAUGCUGCAGGACUGGAUUGUUAGCCCAAGAUGGUCGUUGCAAGAGCUUCGAUAUAAAAGGAGAUGGAUAUGGUCGAGGUGAAGGUGUAGCUGCGGUUGUGAUCAAACCAACCAAAAUAGCUCUAGAUGAUAGAGAUGAUAUUUAUGCAGAAGCUGUGGCAUGUGGUGUGAAUAACGAUGGACAAACAGCCAUUCCAAUGACAGCACCUAGUGAAGUAACUCAAUCCGUUUUGUUUCAAAGAGUCCUUCAAGAAUCUGGUUUUUGUAAGGACGACAUACAAUAUGUUGAAGCACAUGGCACUGGAACAGCCGUAGGUGAUGUCGUUGAAAUGGGAUCAUUGGCAACCGUUUAUGGCAAUAGCAGUAAGAGAAUACUUCGUCUAGGAUCAGUGAAAUCAAACAUAAACCAUACUGAAUCAACUGCAGGAUUAGCUGGGUUAAUCAAGACAUGUCUGAUGAUAAAAUAUGGUCAGUUUGUUCCGACCAUUAACGUUGGCGAAGUUAAACCACAGCUUAAGAUGACUGCAAGAGGAAUGAUGGUACAAGUUUGUAAUGAGCCUUGGAAUACCGAAGGUGGAAAACCAAGAACGGCUGCGGUCUCUUCAUAUGGCUUUGGUGGUGCUAAUGCACAUGUAAUCGUCAGAGAAGUAACCAAUAACACUGCAACUGUAAUUCCGAAUAGAAGUACAUCUAGCAGAGUUAUGACGUUGUCAGCUGCUUCAAAAGAUGCAUUAAGAGCAAUGGCCAGGAAAGUAUCUCGGUCGUUUAAGGAGAAGCCAGAUGAUGAUGAGCUUCUUAAAGAUAAUAUUUGCUAUUCCCUGAACGAGAGAUACACUGUGCAUUCUCAUCGUUUAGCGCUUAGCUUUUCCUCGUUUGAAGAUGCAGCAAAGGUUUUAGAGAAGUUUGCCAAUCAAGAGAAAGGUUGGGAAGAAUUAGUGGCUACUGGUGACGUAACUAAAACGCGUAAUAAAGUCGUGUUCCUCUAUGGUGGUCAAGGAGCUCAGUGGUAUGGAAUGGCAAGAGAGAUGUUAUUACAUGAGCCGAAGUUUAGGGAAAGCAUUGAAAAGAUUGAUGCUCUCCUGAGACGAUACAAAGCGUCAUGGUCCUUAAUUACUGAGCUUAACAAGCCUGAAGAGACUACCCGCCUUCAUGAAAACUCAAUCGGACAGACAGCUGUGUUUGCCAUACAUUUUGCCUUAACCAAAUUACUUGAAUCUUGGGGUGUCACCCCGUCUGCUGUUCUUGGACACAGUCUUGGAGAAAUAUCAGCCGCCUGGGCAUGUGGUGCAUUACGUUUGGAUAAAGCGUUGCAAUUGGUUUUAUUUCGAUCUCUACUUCACGAGCAAUGUUCACCUACUGGUUGUAUGGCUGCCAUUGGUCUUUCAUACGAAGAUGCACGAAGUACGUUGCAAGACCUUGAAUUAGAAAAUGAAGUUGAUAUUGCGGUCGUUAAUAGCCCCGGUAACGUGGUUUUAGCUGGUGAUAAAACUUCAAUGGAGUUUGUUGAAAACCAUUUGAAAGUUGCACGGAGUGAUGUGUUCUGGAAGAAACUUGCUACAACACGAGCAUACCACAGUCGAGAGAUGGAAGAAAUAAAGCAGUCUUACUUCAAACUCACAAGUGAAUUCAACGUAGGUCAGACAUCAAGUAAUAUACCAUUUUACUCAACAGUUGCAGGUACUCGGUUAUCUGGUGAGCUUCUUUCACUCGAGCAUUGGUGGAAAAACAUCCGACAAGGUGUUUUACUAUAGCUUGCCUUGAGAACUAUGUUUUCAGAUGGCUACGAUUUCUUCAUUGAAAUAAACACCGCUCCUCAACUUUCAUACCAUGUUAGUCAGACGUGGUCUCAUAAACAAACACCAAUAUCCAUAAGCGCAAAUAAUGAUGUUGUAGUAGUUCAAACUCUGCCAAAACGCUCGGCCAGUCAACAGCACUUGUCGUUUCUUCAAAAUUGCGUCGCUCGUCUUUUUACAAAUGGUGUCCCACUAUCCUGGAAUAAAGUGCAAGGCUCAGGAUCGAAAUCAUUUUUUCCACGUCCAACAUAUCCUUGGCAAGAAACGGAGUUUUGGUACCGGGACGAGCAUCCGUCUGAAUUUGUGACAUUCCUCGAUGAACAGAAUGCCAAAGAAGAUAAAAGAAUCGUCACUUUCCAUCCUCUCCUUGGUAAAACUGUUCCAACGGAAACGUUCACGGGUUUGCACGCCCGGGAAUCUGAAAUCAAUUUACACAAUGUCUCAUAUAUAAACGAUCACAAAUUUGCUGAAUCUUCUGAUCCUGUGAUACCUGCAGCUGUUUACAUAGAAAUAAUAUUAGCAAUGUCAAUCCAUUUGUCUCCAAACGCGGCACCUGAUGUGCUAAACAUUAGCUUCAAUAAUAUGUUAACUAUAUCCAACAACGACUCGCACAGAAUUAGAACACGUCUUCUGCCCAAGGAAUGUCAUGGUGAAGAAAACCAAUUUCAAAUUACAAUUGUGCAAGACAACGAGAAUGAAAUUGUUCUCUCUGAAGGUUCCAUACAAUUAGGUGUUAAUGAUGGCUAUAGAAGCGAAGGUAAGAAGGCAAAUGUAAAUCAUCAAAUUUAGUUGAAAGACUUUGGUUUAUUUUCAAACGAUCUUUCUAGCACUAAACAUAAGAUAACUUUUAUGAAUGCGGCAAAAGGUUUAAUUGUAAACAUGCCAUCUUCAGUGCAACAAUAUGCUAUAUGUACUAUUUUGCUCACUGUUUCUCUUAACGUAUACCUACAAGCUAGUCCAUUGACAUUCCAUUGACAUUCCAUUUCUCUUGUCCAUUGUUUGUUGACAUUUCUCUCAAUUCUCUCUCAACCAAAGACUUUUGUCGUAUUUAUAAAAGUUGUGAUAUAGUUAUGUUGUUCCAUAUUCUGCAUUAAUGUGGGAUAUCGUGUCAUUCUCUGCUGGAUACGAUUUCAUCUAAUUGUCUAAUUUCAUCUAAUGUUAUUCGGCAUGAAUGUUCCAAAAUGAUAUAAACUAAACGUCCAUUAGAGAUGACGAACAAAGGCAAGGAGUUCCUGUCCUACAAAUUAAAAAAAUCAGUCUGUUAUAAAUAUAUAGAUAGAUAUAGAUAGAGAGAUGGAUAGCUAUCCAGAGAGUACUGGCUUUAUAUAAAAAUGGCUGAUUAUGUAUACAUGAAACAUGAAACAUAAAACAAAUACAAAAUAAUUUCUUGGUCAUUUCAUUAGGUUUUGAUAUUCAUCUAUGUUCUUUUUCACUUUAGAAUCAUCCCAAGGAAACCCUACCAAUCUUAAACAUUAUAAAUGUGAAAUGAGUAAAUGGUCGAAAGAUGAUCUUGAAAAACAACGUGAAAAGUUGGGUUUCGCAUUCGGUCCCCAGUUUAAUUUAAUAACAGACGCAUGGUCCAACGGCACUGAAGCACUUGCUCUCAUAUGUCCAAGUGAAGAGAUCAAUAAAGAAGCAUCAGCUUACAUUAUACAUCCUUCAGUAAUUGACGCGUCUUUCCAGACAACGCUUCUCGUCAAAGGUUUAGAAGCUAAAAGUGUGCCACAGAAGAUCGCACGAAUCACGAUCGUGCAAAAACCCACAUGCAUAGAACAGUUUUAUGCCCAUACAAAGAUCGUAGAAUCAGAGACCACGCCAAUCUGCAACAUCACCUUGAUGGAUCGUUAUGCUAGACCAGUGAUGAUUAUUGAAAAACUAAUCACAGCAGAAAUUGCAGCAGACAAAUCCAAAGCGACUUUUGAAAACACAUCAUUCGCUGUCGGUUGGGAAAAAUUAACGUCUGAAACUCCGCCAAUGAGUCAAAACAACGUUUGGCUUCUUCUUAGAGAUCAAAGCAAGUUUGCUGAACGGUUUUCUCAGAAUAUUCCACCGGAUGAAAGUGUCCAUUUUGUUGAUAUACCAGAUACCUCAGAUAAAACACGUAACGUUUUUUGUGAAGCAUUAGAUGAAGUAUUGAGCAAAAUGAAGAGCAAUGAAAAGUUACUGGUGAUCAAUUUCUGGCCGGUAGACGCCAGCAAAUUCGAUGCUGAUACGCACAACUUCGAUGCAACUCAUGGGCUUGCAUUUGAAAGCUGUCUGUUGAUUUCACAAGAAAUUAUAAAAAGAGAAGCUUUCGCCAAAUCUAUUCAGCUCGUUUUCGUUACUUCAGGAGUAGUUACAAUUCCUCAACCCGAUCGUCAUCCUACCAUUGUCAGUUCAGGUGCUUUCCCGUGGUCUGCUUCUGUAUUUGGAUUCAGGAGAACUUUCUCAGAAGAAAUAACAGCCCCAAACGCUUUUGUGGUUGAUUUGCCUAACGAUCCCUGCGAUGACGAUUUUUAUACAAUGGUAGAAGAUAUGAGAAAAGCAACGAUGGAAGAAGAACUUGUCUAUAGAGAUGGAUUUUGUUAUGUUAAUCGCUUUAGGAAGUUGGAUUUGGACGGCGGAAAUUUUACCAAGGAGGAGUCUCCUGUCACGCAAGAUGGAGCACAAAAGCCUUUCAAGAUGACAAAGAUGCCAGGGCAGUGGUUUUUACAGAAAACAUCCAACGAGCGGAUAAAAGGUGAAAUGAAAAUUGAAGUCUACUUCGCCUGUCCAAUUCUUCAUAAGCCUUGGCUUGACCUCAAAACGAAUGAUCGCGUUACCUUCGCAGGAAAAUUCUGUAAUAGGCACAAAGAAGAACAAAAUUGCUUUGUGGUUGGCGUUUGUAAAAUUGAUGACCUGGGGAGCUAUGUUGAUGGAGAGAAAUGCUGUUUCACAGAGAUAAAAGAUAACAUCACUGCUCAGCAAGCUGCUUCGCUUGGUUUUCCACUGACAAUGUCCUACCAUAUUCUUAUAAAUCUUCUUAGGAAUAUGCAACGAAAGAAAGUCCUUAUCCAUCAUCAAAGCGAGGAAGUUUGCUGCAUCUUCGCAUGCGUUGCCAUGUCUUUGGAUAUAAAUGUCGUGUGCCUUGUCAAAGAUGGAUCCAGUAAAGACCGAAUUAAAAAAUUUGGAGGUAUAUCAGUUAUAACUGCAGAGGAAAUGGCAAGAUCGGAAUUAAAUGGUACUAGUUCAAUGGAUUUAGACGCAGUUUGCCUUCUUAGUGAGACCAGUACGCAUGUUUGCCGUCCAAUAAUGAAGCGCCUUAAACCAGGCGCUAGUGUGAUCAUUGUUUAUGGAGAAGAAAAUGUCAAAUUCAACCCGUUCAUUCACGGCAAAGAUGUCCAGUGUUCUAUGACCAGUUUGGAAGAUAUCACUGAUAAUUCUGAGAGCUUUUCAAAGUUAUUGGUUACGUGUUGUUCUGUGUUGAAAUCAAGAGGACUUAUGGAAAGAAUUUUGAAACUUUCUCCGCUAGUAUCUAGUAUAUAUGACGUCACAAACGACGAAUUUAAGAAUACAAAUUCUUAUUUGGAAAGAGAGAAGGAAAUUUGCUUCCACACAGUUUCUUUGAAGCCUAAACACACUCCUGAGAAAGCAGUUUUCUACAGUUUACCAAUAGACACAAGCGGUUUGAAAGAUGAUCGCACUUACCUUGUAAUUGGCGGUGUUCGUGGUUUUGGAUUCGAGGUGGCCAAAUGGAUGGUUGAAAAUGGUGCAAAAACAGUCAUAUGUACAGCUCGUUCAGUACCAAGUGAGGAAAAAAAAGCCGAUGUUCAACGUUUGCAGCGGGAGACUGGAUCACAGAUUCUUCUAAGACAGGCAGAUGUUACAUCUUGGAAAGAUAUGAAUGUAAUUAAGGAAGAACUUGACCGUUUGCCUGCUGUAGCUGGAAUUGUUUUCACCGCCAUGGUUUUGGAAGAUCAGUUGCUCAAAGACGCCGACAUGAAAACAUGCAAAAAGGUUGUGGAGACAAAAGUAAAAGGUGUGUUUUCGAUCAUGUAAAUUUAUUUUUAUUUUCUCAUCUUUAAUAUAACGAAACUUUAAUAUAAUGAAUAUAAUGAAUAUGGUAUGAUGUGGCGGUGUGAGGUGAUGGUAUUCUCUUAUAAUCCAUGUCAAUAAACAUGGCCAGAAAUUUGUGAGAAACAUUAGUCAUUUUAAUUUAAUAUGGCGGAGCAGGAAACGAGUUUUCACUAUUUGUUAUGUUUCCCGCCAAGAUAUACUGCAUUUACUAUGUAAAUCUACGUGACCACAAUGUAACCAACCAUGUUUAGUUUAAACGCUAGCCAUAUAACAAUGAUUACGUAUUUUUAUUAUACCUGGAUGUUUUACCUUAGGAUGCGUGAUCCUUCAUCAACUCAGUCUAUCGAUGGAUCUUGAUUUCUUCAUUAUGUUCUCCUCAAUAUCUGGUGUUCUUGGUAAUGUUGGUCAAGUUGCUUACGCCGCAGCCAACUCAUUCAUGGACCAACUAUGUGAAUAUCGCCAGCACAAACUUGCCCUGCCAGCGCUGUCUGUCAACUGGGGACCAAUCAUUGGUGCUGGGGUGCUCGAGAGGAAUGCAGACAUAACAUCAAUUCUUGAAACAAAUGGAUUCUAUGCUCUACACUACACAACAG